Messenger RNA from Brugia pahangi, 276 nucleotides. The record is from the annotation of a GenBank genome assembly. NCBI's taxonomy places the organism in Eukaryota, Metazoa, Nematoda, Chromadorea, Rhabditida, Onchocercidae.
AUGGAAGCUUCAGUAUCACCAUCAGCUGGCACUGGGCUGCCUGGUCUUGGUCUAUCGAUGACACCCUUCUCUAUACCUGAAUCUUCAGUGUCGAUGAAGUCAACUGUAUCUGCAAAUGAAACAGGCAUUGAAGGAAGAAUUCAAGAAGAGGAAGAAGAAAGAAUACAAAAAUUGGGAGAAAAAGGAGAAAACAUAUAUGGAAGCUUCAGUAUCACCAUCAGCUGGCACUGGGCUGCCUGGUCUUGGUCUAUCGAUGACACCCUUCUCUAUACCUGA